UCCCGAUAGAAUUAAUUCCCGAGUUUAUUUUUAUUAGUGAUAUGUAAAAAAAAAAACAGCCUACAAAAUAAUUUUGGCGAAUCGAGAACACGUGUUUUAAGUUACUUUUGCUCUGAAGACGUAGUUGGCUGUGUAGGAUGGCAAUCUCAAUAGCGAUUCUGGACUGUGAUCUACUGUUGCAUGGCCGUGGUCACAAAACCCUGGACCGCUUCGAUGUGGGCUUGGUGUCAGAUGAAUUCCUCCUUAUGCAGUUUGGCUUCCCCAGAGAGUUCAUUCUGUACUUGGUGGAGUUACUAAGAGAGUCCCUCAGUAGACGCACACAGAGGUCCAGGGCCAUCAGUCCUGAGGUCCAGGUGCUGGCUGCGUUGGGCUUCUACACAUCAGGUUCUUUCCAGACUUCAAUGGGAGAUACUAUUGGAAUCAGCCAAGCGUCUAUGUCCAGAUGUGUUUCCAAUGUGACCAGAGCUUUAGUUGAGAAAGCUCCUGAGUUCAUCAUGUUCAAUAGAGACGCCAUGAUCAGAGAGCAGACCUUCCAGGAGUUCCAGAGAGUGGCAGGAAUGACAGGCGUUCUGGGAGUGCUGGACUGCGUUCAAGUCGCCAUCAAGGCUCCUAACAGUGAAGACUCAUCGUAUGUGAACAAGAAAGGGUUUCACUCCAUCGGCUGUCAGCUUGUUUGUGACGCCAGAGGCUUGUUACUCAGCGCGGAAACUCACUGGCCCGGUGGGCUCAGAGGCAUAGAUGUUCUUGAAAGAUCUGCCCUUUACAAAAAACUUCAGGAAACUGAAGUGGGCUAUUUUCUGGGUGACAGCCGUUAUCCUCUGAGGAAGUGGUUGAUGACCCCAGUGAGUUGCCCUGAAUCCCCUGCAGAGUUUGGAUACAAUCUUGCUCAUGCGGCUACGCAUGAGAUUGUGGAUAGAACGUUUCGAGCCAUACAGACUAGAUUCCGAUGUUUAGAUGGCACUAAAGGAUAUUUGCAGUACUCACCAGAAAGGAGUUCAUCCAUCGUGUUGGCUUGUUGUGUUCUGCACAAUGCAUCGCUGCAAUCAGGAUUAGAUGCCUGGACUCUGGAAAGGACAGACCCCCUGGAGCAGCUGGAAAUUCUGGACCAAAGACCCGAGGACUGUGAUGGUCAGGCUGAGGAAUUGCGCAAAGAGCUCAUUCUGAAACACUUCAGCUAAUGUAGCUUGGACUCUGUUGGGCUUUGUUAAAAAAACAAGUGGAACUCACACAGGAUGAAGUUUUAUUUAAAGCAAGAAAGCCAAGAGACAGUGAUGCUGAUGCAGAUUUUUAAUAUUUUGCUGGAUUCUAUUCUACGGACUACUCUACUAUAACAGGCAUAUAUGGAGGAACAUGCAAGACACUGUACAACAAAACCAAUAUUCUGUGGACAUUACUUCGUUUUUCUCCUCACGCAGCUUUCCCAAACAAUUUAGUUUCAUUGUUGUCCAGGUUUGGGAAAAACUCUCCAAACCCUUUAUUCAUCCAUCCAUCUUCCUCCCUGAUAAAAGGCCUUUGCAACGCAUUUCCACAGGCAAGUUAUGUUGUUGCAGUCCACAAUCUAGGCCUCUAUUUACAGCUGCACAUUAUUUAUGUACACCAAUGCAUUGACAUUACUGAGUCAACCAUGAAAAAAUGGCAUUGUGGGGGUUGAUCAAUGGUGAGCUGGAUCAUCUAGACAGCUCUUCUCUAUGGACACUAUAGGGCAUAAGAAUCAAUGUACUGUAUCAAAUUUCUCACAAUAGAACAGGGCUGAAGAAAAUAAUGUUUUACAUAAAGUUCUUUUGAAGAUGCUA
Molecule: messenger RNA, 1793 nt
Organism: Syngnathoides biaculeatus (alligator pipefish)
Lineage: Eukaryota; Metazoa; Chordata; Actinopteri; Syngnathiformes; Syngnathidae
Gene: harbi1
Product: harbinger transposase derived 1
Exons: 6
Coding region: 138-1178 (346 amino acids)
Source: RefSeq, a predicted model, not a curated record